Molecule: messenger RNA, 2442 nt
Organism: Biomphalaria glabrata
Lineage: Eukaryota; Metazoa; Mollusca; Gastropoda; Planorbidae
Product: GATOR complex protein NPRL2-like
Exons: 12
Coding region: 739-1791 (350 amino acids)
Biological process (GO): positive regulation of autophagy; negative regulation of TORC1 signaling; cellular response to amino acid starvation
Cellular component (GO): GATOR1 complex; vacuolar membrane
Molecular function (GO): GTPase activator activity
Source: RefSeq, a predicted model, not a curated record
GUUAGCUGUCGAGCUCACAAUCGUACGAUAGUUUACCCUAACCCGUGUCAUGUAGAUCUAUCUAGAUCUAAAACCUAUAUUUUAUAUAGAUCUAUAGGUCUAGGCAUUCGCAAUGCCAAAAAUAAUUGUUAGAAAACAAGUAGUCAUCAUUAGUUUUUUUAGUUGAGUCUAGAGACUAGAUAGGUUCUAUCUAAAUCAUACUACUCAUACUACUCAUAGUUAUCAUAGUAAUAUAGAAUAUUAAUUCAAUAUAGUUUAUAUAGAAUAAAGGCUACUAUCCCUAUUGUCUAUUACUAUAAAUUAUAAUAAUAGCUUAAAUAGCUAUAGACUAUAGUCUAUAAGUCUAUACUAUCUAGAAUUUAUAUUAAUAGUAUUUUAUUUAUACUUUAUAGUCAAGAUUUAGAAUCUAGACUGAUCUAGAUUAGAGUAAAUUAGCCAGCCAGGAGUCUAGUUUAUAGUCACUAGAUUGGUAGAUGCUAGAUCUAGUCUAGUUGUACAUACUUAUACAUAGAUCUAGAUCUAACAAAGUUACAAAGGAACAUUCUUAAACUGUCAUAACAUAACUGUCUUAAAAAUCAUCAUGAUCAAAUGUAUAUUGCUCAGUGAAUUCCAUCACACACAAGGUCCUAAAAUUAGUCACCAGAAUGAUUGAAAUUCCUCAGACUCUUGUACCUCGUUAUGCUGACAACAUUUGUGUGACCAAACAAAAAGGUUCCCCAAGAACAUGUUUCAAAGGAAAUGUUCGAUGCUAUCCAACAGUAUAUUAUUACUAAACCAGAACUUCAAAACAGAAUCAUUACUUUGACAAGCUUUGGCUGUAAGUUUGUUGGCUGCCCUGUCUGUAUUGACAACUCCAAAUAUCAACGCAAUGCAUUUAUCUUCAACAUUUGCUUUGUGUUCAAUGAAGGCUCCAGCUCCACACCCUACUGUUCAGUAGUGAAGAAACUGGCCAGCUAUUUAACACAACUUGAGGAUGAGCACGCCUUUCUAUCAAACCCAGAAAAUACAGAGAAAGUGUCACAGUUUUUAAAACAAGUUCACACUGAUCUAAACACUGAAGGAUAUUGCAGUAUAAAUAUGGGUACAUCAUGUAUUGUUCACCUGAAACGUGCAGCAGUAACCAGAGGGCCCAUAACUGUACAAGACCAUGAUGUCCCAGUGCUGAUAAAACCAAGAGAUGUUGUGAUGAAGCAUCAGUGGGACCUGACUACUCAGCAGAUACUUCAUUAUGUUGAUGGUGUGUCUCAUGUUUUAAAGAUUGCAGCAGAAGCUGAUGUUGAGUUGAAUCUAGUCAAGGCAGACCUACAGAAUCUUUUAUAUUAUAAAUUAUUGGCACUUGUUCCUAUUUUUCAGUAUUCCAAUGUUUACACUGUGACAAGAGAUAUUAAUACAUUUAUGGAAGAUGAAAGGUUGCAACUAGAAUGUAUAGAUUUUGUGGCUAAGUCAGAACGUGCUCUUCCUGACUAUGUUGAUAUAUUUUCUUUGUACUGCUCAUUUACCCAUGGAACUACUGUAAAGGACAUAUGUACUAGACAGAUGAAUCCACACAUUAUGAAGGUUAAUGAGAGAAAGCUUGUGCUGUUUGGUGUCAUGAAAGGUCUCAUCAGACGUGUUCAUAAAUUUCCUAUUGCUUUAAAACCAUCGGCUGUUUCUAGCAAACUGCAGCCCAUCGUACGAUUCCUGGAUGGCAAGCACAAUUUUGACCAAAUUUGUGCACUGACUGGCUUGAGUCAUCAUGAACUUGAUGAGAGAUGUGAAGCAGAUGAAAGUAUUGUAGUUUGUUGCAAGUGAUUCACAUGACAUUGAAAAAAAAAAAAAAAGGAUUUUAUCUUGGAAAUUUAGUUAUAGAAGAUACAGAAAUGGAUAAAUAUACAGGGGUUUUUUAUUAAAUGGGAACUUCAAUUUUAUUUUUUUUUACAAUCUAGCAAUUACCAAACAAUGAUUGUUGUUCUUUGGUUAUUAUUAUCAAAUUUGUUUACUUUUUAAGAGCAAAUUGAUAAACAAUAAUAAAAAAUAAAAAUAUUUUAAAAUCAUUUGUUAUUGUUAGAAGAAUUACCAAUGCUGUAAAAAUAAAACUGUGAUUUGAACCUUCAGUCCCUAAUAUGCAAACAUCCCCAAACUUAAGAUUAGCUCUGAUAUUUUUUGUCUUUUUAAAAUACCAUACUUAUUUUUUCUACUGUUGAUUGUAAAAUUCAUUUGGUAUAAUUGUACCAUUGACAAAGUAGAAUGUAACUUGAACCUGGAGUUGAUCUUGAAUGCAACAAUUGGUUGUGUACCUUGUGGCUGACAUUGUCUGGCACUAUGUGCUAAGGAUUUAGCUAACAGAAACAAAAUUGUACAUGUAAAACAUUACAAGUAUGAAUGUUAAUUUUGACUGGAUGUUUAUGAACGUCAAUUGCUGACAGAAUAACCUUUUGAUGUAAUAAAAUCAUAUAAUAUACA